AUGGAUGACCUUCAGAUGUGGAAACACCUCUCCUUCUUCUAUCGUUUGUACAGGAUCGAGGGCGGAUUCUCCCAGGUUCUGCUCCCGAAGGCGCUAAUUAGAUUCGAGAUCGUAGAGAUCACAGACGAUAUUUACAAGGGACCACUAGUGUCCGGCUUCGACGUCCCCCAGCGAAUCUUGAGAUUGGUAGAGAAUGAGACUCCGACCAGUGUACCGGCUGGUCAUGAUCCUCGUAGGGACAUACGAGAGCUGCGACGCGCUUCUGUUUACCGGGAUCUAGUACAAGCAGACUCGCUCAAGGGAUUGAGGUUCGUGGUUGGAUGGGAUACCACCCUGAUUUCGGUAGUCGUUCUGCUGCCGACUAUCGUCAGCAUUGCCACAGUCGUGGCUUGGCCCAUUGUUGCGGUUCUGAAGUAUGAGGCAGAUGUGCAGACAAGCGUUCAGACUGGGGCGACUGUGGGCAGCUACAUCGUCACGGCUGGAGCUCUUUUGAUAGGUUUGGUUACAUUGUUUGACGCUCUUGCUAAGUGA
This is a messenger RNA of Colletotrichum tamarilloi, 531 nucleotides long. RefSeq lists its product as uncharacterized. The coding region runs from base 1 to 531 and encodes 176 amino acids. The record is from RefSeq and is a predicted model, not a curated record. NCBI's taxonomy places the organism in Eukaryota, Fungi, Ascomycota, Sordariomycetes, Glomerellales, Glomerellaceae. The transcript is spliced from 2 exons.